Psammomys obesus (fat sand rat) is the source of this 1239-nucleotide messenger RNA. It is a transcript of the gene Zfand2b, whose product is annotated as zinc finger AN1-type containing 2B. Gene Ontology annotation, biological process: protein targeting to ER; proteasome-mediated ubiquitin-dependent protein catabolic process. The transcript has 10 exons. Bases 102 to 875 code for a protein of 257 amino acids. Gene Ontology annotation, molecular function: zinc ion binding. Gene Ontology annotation, cellular component: endoplasmic reticulum; cytoplasm. NCBI's taxonomy places the organism in Eukaryota, Metazoa, Chordata, Mammalia, Rodentia, Muridae. The record is from RefSeq and is a predicted model, not a curated record.
GCCCAACGUGAUGACGUCAGUGCGCGCGCGCCUUCGGGAGGAGGAGUAGGGGCCGCGGGCCGGCAGGCGCCCAGGCUUCGCAGGCCCCGCACGGCCCGGCGAUGGAGUUUCCGGACCUCGGGGCUCACUGUUCCGAGCCGAGCUGUCAGCGCUUGGAUUUUUUGCCACUCAAGUGUGACGCCUGUUCGGGCAUCUUCUGCGCAGACCAUGUGGCCUACGCCCAGCAUCACUGUGCAUCAGCUUACCGAAAGGAUAUCCAGGUACCCGUCUGCCCCCUCUGUAACGUGCCUGUGCCCGUGGCCAGAGGGGAGCCUCCUGACCGGGCUGUGGGAGAGCAUAUUGACAGAGACUGCCGCUCUGAUCCUGCCCAGCAAAAGCGCAAGAUCUUCACCAAUAAGUGCGAACGUUCUGGCUGCCGGCAGCGGGAGAUGAUGAAACUGACUUGUGACCGCUGUGGCCGAAACUUCUGCAUCAAGCACCGUCACCCUCUGGACCAUGAUUGCUCUGGAGAGGAUCAUCUGACCAGCCGAGCAGGGCUUGCUGCUAUCUCCAGAGCACAAGGUCUGGCUUCUACAAGCACUGUUUCCAGUCCCAGUCGGACCUUGCCUGUGUCUUCCUCUCCCAGCAGAGCCACAUCCCAGCUUCCACCCAGGACAGCCCCUCCAGUUAUUGCUUUGCAGAACGGCUUGAGUGAGGAUGAGGCUCUGCAACGCGCUCUGGAACUGUCCCUUGCAGAGGCUAAACCCCAGGUCCCAAGUUCCCAGGAGGAAGAAGACUUGGCAUUAGCCCAGGCACUGUCAGCCAGUGAGGCAGAAUACCAACAGCAGCUGGCGCAGAGCCGUAGCUUGAAGCCGUCCAACUGCAGCCUGUGCUAGGGUCCUGGGCUUGGGGAGGGAGGCUCACCGGAGGACUGUGGCCCUCACAUCUCCAGGGUACACAAGGAAAAGAAGCACAGAGAAGCCUGGUUCGCAGAGACAAGCAGGAGUGACGAGAAGGAUGCUCAGUGGGGCCUGGAGAGGAAAGCAGCUUAUGCAGCCAAGCUGAGGAAGGACCCUGCUAGCUCUGCUGCUGCAGGGAGGGUGGCCAGGAACCAUUCUCUUGUUGGGGUUUUGGGCAGGCGCUAACCAGACUCCACCCCAGCCCCUUUUAUCAUGUUAUCCCUUUUCCCCUGGGGCUGCCACGCCACAUGUAGCGGACAGGGAGAGGCCUGGGAAGAAUAAAAACGUUGGCAGUUAGUAA